Messenger RNA from Toxoplasma gondii ME49, 9309 nucleotides. RefSeq lists its product as hypothetical. NCBI's taxonomy places the organism in Eukaryota, Apicomplexa, Conoidasida, Eucoccidiorida, Sarcocystidae. The record is from RefSeq and is a predicted model, not a curated record. The transcript has a single exon. Bases 1 to 9309 code for a protein of 3102 amino acids.
AUGGCAGAGUCGAUUGGCUUUGUUCAACCGCGAGAGCCAGAGUCUCCACUCACAGUAGCAGCACGCACAUUGCCAGCCUGGUGUUUGCCGCAACUCGAUCGUGUUCGCUCUCUCCUGAAAAGAGGCAGCGCAUCUUGGCCCCGAGAAAGAAGCGUUAAAAAUAGGACGUUCUGUGACCGCAAGACUCCCCUUUGGAGCACUCAGGACGUUUCUCGUCACUACGUGGAAUUGCCUGCGUCAGCUGAAAAAGAUCCCACAAAGACCAGUUCGACAGCCGCCCCUGAGGCGCACUCCAGAGACAGCGGGUCCCGCACCCUGAAACACGCAUCUGGAAGCUGCGGUGAAUAUACCACUGCCAGCCGUGAAGAGCAACGACUUGCCGAGGGCGGCAGAACCGACAAGGAUCUCAAACGCGAGCGCAGUGACACAUGGAAAAACAAACCGGUUUCUUCUCUCCGCUCCUCGCUGCUGCAAAAGCGUCCGCCAGCAUGCCCUGGAUCGCUGGAGUGGGGUCGCGAGCCCCGGUUCGGACCAUAUGGCACCCGCUCCCUGAUUUCCUCAGAGUCACUCUGGAAACCUUUCGAAGAACGAGAGAAAUGGCGGGAAGGGUGGGGAGCCUUGGAGCUCUUCGAAAGAGGAACUGGAGACGGGGCGAAAGCGGAAGAGACACCCCAGAAAGAGACAGCCGCAGACUUCCUUCCAGCGCGCUUCUCGUUCCCCGAUUUCUUGCCACAGAGCUCAGACGCGACGUUCUUCGCCCUCAGCAGUAGCGACAGUAUCUCCUGGACAGAAGCGAGUGAGCGGGAAGGAGAGGAAGCAUGCAGUCUGAGACGAGGGAGAACUCGAAAGAAAGGGAGCAAACGAUGGAGCCUUUUUGGCAGUUCUUCAGGUCGCGGAAGACACCAAGACUGCGGCGGGACCUCUCCGUCACGAGCGAAAGAAAAACAUGGCGGUGCUCGACGAACACGAAAAGGCCGCGCCAGUUCGGCUCCGUAUGUACACCCCAUUCGAACCGGGGAGACACCUGUACCGAGUCCUCUAACGCGAACAGCAAUCCUCUUGGGUCUCCCCACUUCUCAUCACUGGACUGCCUCUUCUCCCGAGAGUCACAGCCUGAGUCUGCGGCGAAGAGAAACCAGGACGGAAAACAGUGCCAAGGGCGCGUCUACCGGGGCGGAGAGGCCGCGAAUACGAAACACUGCGGGUACGAAGAAGUCGAGAUCAGGGGCAGCGGGGGACAGGAGAAAACAGGAAAGCACGCAAAACGCGCGACAAGGCCAACCGCAAGCGGCGCCGAGUCCCGUGGCUGGAAGGCUUGCGCCGAGUCGGGGAGCGGACAACAAAGACAGAGAGAAGAAUUUCAGAAAAGGUGGAGAAAAACGGUCAAACACAUACAGGCAAGAAGUGCCAGAGAGACCUAGGACGUCUCCGUCGCCGAGACGCCUGUCUCUGAGUAGCCGGCGAGACGCCCGAGUCGAGAAGACACACGACGGAGCAACGAGAAGGACCAAGCCUACCCCAGACGCGGUGAAUCCAAGCGAAACGAGAGAGGCAACGAAUCCUACAGUCUGCGAGAAGGCCGCAUGGGCACCGCGAGCGAAAGCCCCAAACGGCCGAGAGAGCCUUGGUGGGCCGGCGCUGUCCCCCUCUCUCUCCUUCUCUGCUUUCUCGUUUUCUCCGAUUCACUGCCUUUCUGAGACCCCACAUCGAGAGAGAGGCGAAGGAAACGCUGCUGAGGGGAAGGCGCCUCUCACUGCAGACAGGGAGGGAGAGCACACUGGAAUGGAAAAAAGGAGGAAGACGAGAGAGGGAGAAGUCGUCGAUUCGACAUUCACACGCGACACUCGAACAGUGGCAGGCGAGACAACCCCGAAGCUGCCUGGAAGGAGACUAACCUCUUCAGAAAGAGAGACGAGGAAAGUGCACAGCGAAAGGCUGGACUUCACUGAACGGGCGAGGAAGAAAGACAACGAUCAGAAGAAGGAGAAGAAAGAGAAGAAAGACAACGAUCAGAAGAAGGAGAAGAAAGAGAAGAAAGACAACGAACAGAAGAAGGAGAAGAAAGAGAAGAAAGACAACGAUCAGAAGAAGGAGAAGAAAGAGAAGAAAGACAACGAUCAGAAGAAGGAGAAGAAAGAGAAGACAGACAACGAACAGAAGAAGGAGAAGAAAGAGAAGAAAGAGAAGAAAGACAACGAUCAGAAGAAGGAGAAGAAAGAGAAGAAAGACAACGAACAGAAGAAGGAGAAGAAAGAGAAGAAAGAGAAGGAAGACAAUGAACAGAAGACGGAGAAGAAAGAGAAGGAAGAGAGGGGCGAAAAAGAAGAGCAAAACUGUCUUUCGCCUUUCCCUGGUCGUUCUUGCGCUUCUCCUGGGAUCUGUACGACUUCUGUCCUCCAAGCCGCGGAUACCCGAUCUUCUCGCCGCGCUGCCGCUCCGCGGGUCUCCACCCAUGCGGCCGCCACACCUCCUGUCGGUUCCUGCCCUUCCAGGCUUCCCCAGCUGUCUCCCUCAGCCGGAGAUGCAACUGGCGACAUGCAUGCAGGCAACGCAAGAGAGGCAGCACCUCUCGCUGCUCGCGAAGGCCCUCCGGUGUCUGUACACCGUCGCGCGAGCGACGCCGGGGAAGGAAGAGGCGCGCCAAGAGUGAAAACGAGAUGCAGGCGGAAGGCGGGAGAGACGCAAGUGCAGGCGACAUGGUCUCGGACUUGCGAGCAGAAGGAAAUGGAGGAAAACGCGGAAGCACCGGAGCCGGAGAGAAGUCCCAUAACGGUCGAGGUGGGGAGGCCUCUGGACGAGGAAGGAAGAGACGAGCCGCACCCCGCCGACGACCCAGAAGAACUCAAAAAACGAAAAGAACUCAGCGAAGCGCAGAGCAUGUCUGCCAAGGGAGAAAAAAACGAAACAGUGACAACUGGGGCGGAAGUCACGCAGACAGGAGACGCCGGCGUCACAGCUUCCGGGUCUUCCUACGGUCUCUGUUCAAGGAGCGAGCACCCGAUCACAGCGGGAGACCUGUCAGAGAGGAAAGGAGCAAAUGCAAGCGCUGCAGCACCAUAUGCACCAUGCGUUGCUCCAGUCUCCAAGUUUCCUUGUUCGUCUUCUGCCUGCGUCGGAGCGCAGACAAACGCAGCAGACUCUUGGCGUCCGAAACACAGCGAUGGACAGUGCAACAGGGACAACACCCGCCGCAGCGGUUGUCCAGACACCCUUGCUGAGGCAGCAGAAUCCACGAGAAAAGAACCCCUGUUUGGAGUUUCAGAAAAAAAGUUACAUAUGGAGCGUUCCGCAGGUAUCUCGAGGAACGCCGCUCUCUCUGCCUUCCACUCGACAACGCUAUCAGGGUCUCCUUUCUGCCAGAGCUGCGCCUGCUCGGCCGCUCUUUCUUCUCCCCACAGAGCACCUGAAUCCUGUAAAACUCAUUUCCAUCAAGAGUCACAUGCUUCCUCUUUGUCUCCUUCCUCGUCCGCCUCGGCUGCCUCUUCGUCUUCUUUCCGCUCCUGUUCUUCCUCUUCUUCUUCUUCGUCUGCCGCCUGCUCCUGUUCUUCCUCUUCUUCUUCUUCGUCUGCCGCCUGCUCCUGUUCUUCCUCUUCUUCUUCGUCGAAUGUUGCCCCAGGGAUAAACACCGCGCCAGUUGUUUCUGUGUACCCGAGAGACUCCGCAUGUGAAUUGAAGAGUGCUCUGGAGCCGCCAGUCACUGGUGCAUUUGUUAAGAAAGGAGGGAGACUUGUCUCUUGUUGCUGCGACACUGUCUUACGUUCUCAGUGCGCUUGUCGUUCCGCAGCCUGUUUGUCUGCGUCUCCCUCUGUUCCCAUUGUCUCCUCUGACUUGCCUUCUUCUUCGUCACUGGCUGCGAGCCUUGCGGACUCUGCCACAGCGAAGCCUGUAUACUCUCUGGGACGUCGCGGAGCGACACCCGCUGCUGGCGUCGGCUGUCGCAUGCAGCGAAGAGCCUUUUCGCCCUACCGGAGUUCUUCGUCUUCUUCGACAGCUUGUUCUCCUUCUUCUUUCGGCCCAUCUUGUUCCUCCUCCCAAGUGCUUUCAGGCGGUUCCCGUUUGCCCUCGUUCGGAGACGAGAGCGCGCCUCAGCUCACGGGGGCCUCAGGCGGUUCGGGUGUACGUACACCGGCAACGCCUGUGGGCAGGCAAGGAGUACGGAAGCUUGCUGGCAGUUCUCUAGCGAAGGAGAGAGAGACACAAGGACCAGAGAAAGAGUUUGGGGGACCAGGCAUUGAGGAAAUCGUUGUUGGGAAGAUGAGACGGGAGUGCAGGCAAGACGCCGGACAAGGAGACAGAGAGCAAGGGGGAGACAGAGAGCAAGGGGGAGACAGAGAGCAAGGGGGAGACAGCGAAAGAGAGAACGGACAUGACAGCGACGGCUCGAGACUCAGAGCACCGCGUCCCUCCCUGGAUCCGGCGAAGGAGCAAGAGCAGCUCGUUCGCCAACUGCUGUGGGAAGCCCAAACAAGUCUCCUUCUCGUGUCGGAGCUUUGUGGGUUAUCGAAGCACGAGUCAGUUUCUCGUCUGAACCGUCGAAAAGGAGGUCGCCUUCGCGCGGCGCCCCCGUCGCAGUUGUCUGGACGCGGCGCCGAGGCCGCGGAAACAGUGUCUAGACACCGCAGUGCGCCCAAUCGUGGGGAGGCAGGCACACACCAAGACGAACAGAGAGAAGAACGCGGAGAGAAGGAGAAAGACCUCGCCAGAAGGGAUGACGGAACGGAAUCACGAACGCAACGCGGCGAAGAGGCAGGAGAGCAGAAACGGAACACCGGUGAAGGCGGAACCUACACGCAGGAGGGUGGACAAGUUUCUCCUCCGACCUCUUGCCCACGCGCAAAAGUCAGGCAGGGACUCCGAGAGAACGAGAACGCGCACUACCCCGAAUCGGCGCGGACUGACGAAGGACACCGUGAAGGACAUGGGAGGAAAGAUGGAUACGAGAGAGAAGAAACAAGACAGCCUAGGACACUAGACUCAGAGAGCGAGGGGACGCACCGCAGAUCUCCCCCCGAUUCGAGUGUCUGUACAGACAUUUCGUUCUCUCCACGAAGCGCCGGUCACCCUCUCCGCCGCCCUCUUUGUGUGGAGAGGCGCCCAAGGACAGACGAACCACACAAAGAAGCGGAAGAGGCGAGGAGAGACAAGGCUGCUCGAAAUCGAGGACGCAGACGGUCGGAGGAGCCAGAGAACACCCUAUUCCAGUGCAGCUCUCGCUCCUCGCAGUCGCCUGUUCUGAGAAAAAGCACAACGAUUCGAGACGCUCUGAAACCUUUUUUCGCUGCUAUGGAAGCCGCUAUACAGGCAUGUGCGUCUGCCGAAGCCAAUGAGUCGACGCCACGACGUCUGACGUCUUCCAGUUGGCUUUCCGCUUCUCCUGUUCCUUCAUCUUCUGAGGGUCCUUUCUCCGCUUCUGGCUCUGUUGCCUCUGCUUCGCAAUUGCCUCUUGAUUUCCCCUGUGGUUUGGAGGCGACGACACGCAGCGGUCGAGUUCGAUUCUCCGCUGACGACGGUGGAGGCUUCAGAGAGGGUGCGAACAAGAGACAGUGCGACUGUGGACGGUUUCCAGAAGACGUUUCAGCUGUCCAGACACCCGGCAGGGAGCUCGGCAGGAGCAGCGGAGCCCCUCCCGGUUCGUCCAAAAGGCAGGGAAAACCUUCACCAAGACGCGAGUCUCUUUCCUUUCCUUCCGGUUGUCCCCUGUCGCAUGCAUCGGACUCGCUGUCGCAUUCAUGCGCUCAACGGCGAGUUUUUGCCACUCAGAUUUCUCCCCCGUCUUCCACGUCUCGCCCCCGCGCAGCAGUUCCGUCUUCCUCUUCUUUCUCGCGUCCUCGUCGUCCACUGCCUCCAUCCGCAUGGUCAGAGACUCAACGUUUUCCUACUUCUUCCCCGUCGUUCUCUUCUUUCGGAUCUUCCUCGAGUUUUCGUCUUUUUGACUCUCCAGGUCGGUCCCUCGCCGCAGGUCUGUGGUCUUCGCCUCGUGACUGUGCCUCCGCCGUUUCGUUCCUGGAAAGCGACCUCAGCGCGAGCUGGGGGUUCGACCGAUUCGAGGUCGCUAAGCGCUCAGGCGUCCCGCGUUGGCCUCAGGCAUCGUCGCUGCCCGGCGAUGCAGAAAUCGCGAGAAACGCGAAAGAAAUCGCAUCGAUUUGCUGGUACGCGCGCCCGGCCUGUCCUUCGCUCGCGCAUGCAGAGCCUCACGCGGCGCCCAGCUGGCUGGGGACGCUGAAGGCGGCCGACUCGUGUGCCCCCUCCCGAGUGGAGGCGCCGAAAGAGGCGGUGCAGAAGGAGGGACAUGGCAACAGACGAGGUUGCGACAGAGAGGACAGAAAGAGGAGAGAUGCCGAGGACCGACAGCGAAGAAGAGACGAGGUCGCAGAUCCGACGAAAUUCUCUGUUGGUGAAUACGAACUUCCACCGUCGUUGCAAGCUGGCGGCGGCCCCGUCGACUUUCAGACGGUCACCACUGCCGCCGAGACGCCGAGGCACGAGGAACCUACAGACAGCGAAUGCACAGACAGAGAGCGGAGAGAAGGAGACGGGAGAGGCGGCGAAGGAGGCGGGGGAGAAAGCCAAAGAGGAAGAGAAACAAAGGCAGGAGAAGACGAAGACGGAGAAAAAGGAGACGAAGAGGGAGAGCCGAGAGGACACAGCGGAAGAGAAGGAGACGAAGAAGAAAGGCGAACCGAAGAGAGAGAGACAAGAACGGACGCGGAGGGCAUGCACCCACGGGAGAAAACAGAAAACCGAUGGAGAGAGAGGGCGGCUGUGGGAAGGCGGCAAGAAAUCCAAGAGAGAAGCCAUGCGCGGCGAGGAGAGAACGCGACGAGAGACGAAACUCACCAAAGAAGAGCAACGCAGAGAGAGACGUCAGAGCCCACUCGUGAACGAGGAACAAGCGAAGACGAGCUGUGGAAGGAGGCACUCAAGGCUGCGCUGUACAGACAGAAGAGCGCCUUGGAAGAAGAAUUGAAGCAGCUCGAAGAAGAACGCCAGCAAUAUCUUCUUCAACACACACACAGUCGUUCCAGAGAUCUCCAUGGAUUUCAAGAGACCGUGCAUGUUCCUCCCUCAAACCGUUCUCCUUUGAGCCGAGACGAAAUACCCAGCGCCGGUCGACUUCGGUCUGAGUUGCCUGGCUGUAACUUCCCGUCUUCCUCUUGCCCAAUACUUCGCCCAGACGCGUCCUCCCCUCGUGAGCAGUCUGUGGAGUUUUCGCUCUCGGUUUUUCCCUCCUCUGCGUCUUCCGCUACACCUUCUGCUGUCUUCGCGCCUGGUCCUCCUUCCUGUUUCUCCUCUGCUUCCCCAUCGUCUUCUUGGGCUGCUCCUUCUCCUGGAUCUGCUGCUUCGCGUAGAGACUCCCAAGGACUCCGGGCCUCUCCCCCCUCUUCCACGGCUCUUUCGCCGCCUGCCGCGUCUUCGCUCUGCUCUUUUGCAUCUUCGUCGUGUCUCCGUUUGCCUUUGUCCAAGUCCUCAGUGUCUGCGCUUCCUCCGCUGCCGCCUCCAGCCUCGCGGAGUCCCCAGACGGCCGUUUGUCGGCCACAGGGCAACCCAAAUCGAACGCAGGAGUCGCCCAAAACCUCCAGCAUGGCGCGGUCGCUCCGUCGGGGGGGCGUCUGCACGUCCGAGGACAGCAGCGCCGGCCGUCGCAUCCACAGCGCCGCCUCCUCAGCGCGGACGUCGGCGGAUGCGAUCAGGACACCGCGGCGCUUCCCGGAACUUCUUCCAGACCAUGAGAACGACGCAGACCAACCUCGGAUCGACCGGAAGACAGACACACCUCCAAAGAAAUCCCCGUCGCCUCGGAGCACUCCUCACCACGCCGGCCGUCCUCCAGCUCCCUGUUCAGACGCGCGUUUGCCGCAGCCUCGAAGGUCGCCCAGUGCCUCGCUUCCUGCGCGUUCUCCUCCAUCUUCUUCUGCCUCUUCUUUGUCUUCGCCCAGUUCCACGUUGAGUUCCGGAGGAGCUCCUAGCACACCUGCCUUACCGAGUUCGUCUUCUUCCCUACCCACGAACCGCCAGACGACGUCUCCUCUCUCUCUCUGUCCUUCUCCUCUCUCUCUCUGUCCUCCUUACUUGCCGGCUUGGGACUCCGCUUCUUGGUUCUCGCACUCUCGCCGCGGCUGGGGCGCCUCUCAUGAGUUUUCUACGAAGAUCCUGACGACGCCCUGCAUGCUGACAAGACCUUGGCAGUCCCCUUUCGUUUCUUCGACUUCUUUUCUUGACUCUGCAACUGCGUAUCUCCCUGCCAGUCGAGAAGGUCCUCCCGGGCCAUCCGCCGCUUUCCAGUCUUUUUCUCUGCCUCCGGUCGCCUCCCAACCCCCUCCGGCAGCUCCGCUCCACGCCCACAUUCGAGCGAAAACUUCUCGAGUGUGUUCGCUUUCUUCACCUCUCCACGCCGCCUUUCUGGCCGUUCCUUCUUCAUCUUCCAAAUCCUCCUUCGCGUCUUCGCACACCGCGUCUUUCUCGUCUUCCCCAACGUCGUUCGAGCCUCCCUCUUCCUCUUCCGCUUGGCUUCGUGCCUCUGAUUCUCCAGAGUUGCAUUCUUCCUCUGCUGCCCGUUCUGUAUGUAUUUCCGGUCCUGCUUCUUCCUCCUCUCUUUCGUCUGCUUCUCCCUCCUUUCCUGCAUCUGCUUCUUCCUCCUUUCCUGCAUCUGCUUCUUCCUCCUUUCCUUCUUCUUCGUCCCUUCUGUCCUUUCAUCCUCCAGUUUCCUCUGCUGAGCCGUCGUACGAUACACACAAAGAGGAACCAGAGGCCUCGGGAGGUCAACCAGAGAGCGGCGGCCACAGUGGGGUGUCCAUACACCUCACCCCGCCUCAACUAGCCGCAGAGCGACCGCAGAACGCGGGCGUUCGCGCGCCGCCUUCUUCACCCAAGCAUGCACCAAGCGAAACGAAAGCAGGAGAGGCAAACAGGAAAGCAACCGCAGAGAACGGCGGUGACAAAGAGGGAAGAAGCAAUCGCCCGUUCGCGAGGAGUCCUGUUCCUUCACAACGCGCAGUCCAAGGAGCACCCGAGAAGCCAGGAAACCGGGAGGAUCGUGGAAACUGCAUGCAGAGACAAGGCUCGACGCCAGUUGACAUCCAGCGGGCAUCCGACAGAGAAGCGGAUGGAAGAAAGGAGGAGUCAGGAGUUCAGAGCUCUCCCUUCUGGCUUGCGUGUCAGGCAGAGAAAAAAAAAGAGAAAACGCACGCAUCGAACUCUUCCCCAGGGAGAUCCUCUCCACUUGCAGCCUGGUCGCGACUUCCGUCAGCCGUAAAGCGGCAAGCAGCUUCUCAGGCCUCUGCGAUUCUCAAAGCCUACAUAUGGAGAUGA